AUGGAUGCAUUCCAAAUGAGCCAGACAAUAUUAGACAUUAAUUCAUGUGAAAUUCAAGCUAUCAUUCUCUUUUCAAUAUGUUGUGGAAUUUUACUUUUUGGUUCACUGUUUAUCGGAGUGAUUACAGUAAGCCAAAGAAGACGAAAGCGAAAGGAUAUAGAUGAAGAAAACCUUCAGAAAUUGUUACGAUUUAAAAGGACCAGAUUGAUACCAAAGUAUGCUGAGACUAUAUUGACUGGGAAAAAUUACUUUGGACGAAUUUUGUUAUUGUUAAGAAGUUUAUCAUGUCUAGUGUGUAUGACAAUCUACUUAUGGAAUACAUAUGAAUCUGAUCGUGACUUUUGUAUACCAUUCAAUGGACAAUCAAGAUUCUACAUAGAAAUGAGUUGUAAUUCAAUCUUUCUACUAAUGUUUAUCUUAAGAGCAAUUGCUUCGAAUGAUUUAUUCGCAACUUGGAUGUCAAUCUAUUCUUUAAUUGAUCAUUGUACAAUAUUCAUCAUAUUUUCAACAUUUAUAACAAAAAAUUAUCAGUUUACAUUUGGAUUUUUAUACUUCGCCAGACUUACAAAAAUCCCUGAAUCAUUAGUCCUAUUAAGAAUAAUAAAUCAGGAGCGUUCUAUACGUUCUGUGAAUUUAAUAUUUAAACUGCUGGCUGCCUGGACGAUUAUAGCUGGGAUUAUACUUGUACUUGAAAGAAUUGGAAAUUUCUGGACUGUUGAUAAUGUGCACAGAAACAUUGAGUAUUUGGACUGCUUAUACAUGAUUCUUGUAACACUGGCUACAGUUGGCUAUGGAGAUAUUGUAUGCACGAGUUAUCUAGGUCGGAUUUUUAUCAUAUUUGUUAUAAUUGGAGCGCUUAUAACAGUUACAACUCAUAUGUCGGAACUCAGUGAAUUGUUUCUACAGAAUAAUCAAUAUCAUAGAAGUAUUUAUAUUGAACACAAUCCAAGGCACAUAGUUGUAUGUGGAUCUAUAAAUUACAAGACAGUUUCAAUAUUUUUCAAUGAAUAUGUAAACGCUGAUAAAGGUCAUUAUGAUGAAAAUAUGACGAUUGUUAUUUUGUCUGAGAAUGAUCCUGGUAUUCGUCUGAAAGCUUUGCUUCAAAGAGAAAGUACUACUAUUACAUUUUUGAAGGGAUCUGUGACAAUACCAGAAGAUUUGGAUAGAGCCAAAGUAAGAACUGCAGAAGCUGUGAUUAUUCUAUCGAAUAAGCGCAGUCAAACACCUGAUGAAGAUGACUGGAAAAACUUGAUGUGUGUUGUUUCCAUUAAAAAUUUAAAUCCAAAAAUUCGUAUCAUCUGUGAACUUAUGUUGUUUGAAAGCAAAGGAUGGAUGUCAAAUAUACCUGGAUGGAAUGAAUAUCAAACUGACCAGUUUGACAGAGCAAUUUGUAUGCCUCAAAUGAAGUUUGGUCUAUUAGCCUUGAAUUGUAUAUCAAAUGGUGCAUCAACAUUGUUAUGCAAUUUUAUUAUGCGUGAUUCUGUGCCGACAAGUUCAGUUACAAAAACCUUACCCCGUUGGAUUAAUGAAUACCUUCACGGCACAAGAUAUAAAUUGUAUACAGUCAGAUUUUCUCGUGCUUUUGAUGGGAUGAUGUUUCAACAGUUAGUUGGAUUAGCCAUGGAACUUUGGGGUAUACUUCUAUUAGCUGUACACAUAUUUAUUGAUAAUGAAAAGACACAAAUGAUUAUCAAUCCCGGUGGCAGAAUGCGAAUAAAUACCCAUCGAAUGCGAGCAGUUGUUCUGGCUAAGAAUUUAAUCGAAGCACAACGCCUAAGGACAUUUACUAUGGAUGGUCAACUGAUGUUUGAUAAUCUCGGUCAAAUCAUACUUACACCAACAACACAGGAUCCAGAUAAUAAUAACCGCGAACAGUCGAAAACACUCCUUACCAGAAGAACACAGUACACUAAACAAAUUAAAACUUGUAUGAAUUUUCUUCGAGAACCACUUACAACAUAUAAGAAAAUUAAGCGAAGUAAAAUAUUCCCUAAAAUAUCCAAGUGUGCAAGUAAUUUUUCAAUUACAUCGCAUUAUCGUCUUCCUCAAAUGGACAGUACGAUCCCCGAUUUUACACGUGUACAAAGAUUGAAUUCAGUUGACCUACAGUGUGAUAGCACUGGUUUAUUUUAUUGGGUAGCUGAAAGGAAAUUCUCAGAUGUCUGCUUGACAAUGAAAGCAAUGAUUCCGUGUCAAUUUAAAAAUCACAUCAUUGUCUGUAUCACAAAACAGCCUAAAGGCAUAAAACUAGGACUAGCCAGUUUUGUCCUCCCUUUAAGAUCAACUUCUAUACCAAUUAAAGAAGUAAAACCAAUUAUUAUUGUAUGUGAAUCUAAAGUUAUUGAAAAAGAAUGGCGAUCAUUGAAAAAUUUUCCAGGCAUUUAUGUUUUAUCAGGAUCACCUUUAUAUAGAGCCAAUCUUCGAGCGGCUGGAGUUGAAACUUGUUCAACUUGUGUUGUCCUGUCAUGUUUACAUGAUACUUCUGGAAGACCAUCAUUAAUGAUUGAUAAAGAAAGUAUUUUAUGCACUUUAAAUAUUCGCCAGUUAUUAGCUGAAGCCAAUAAAACAAAUGAUACCGAACGAAAUCAACCUAUGCUUGUCACUGAACUUUACGACCUACACAAUGCAAGUCUUUUAUCAACUGCUUCAAAGAAUGGAUCUACCUACUUCAGCCCAUUAAUUGCUUCAGGAAAUAUUAUGGAGUCAAAUGUCCUGCAUAGUCUUUCAUCUAAUGUGCUAUUCGAUCCAACUGUUAUAACAUUUAUUGAAACUAUACUAGGCGGUGGACCAGGCCAUGAAGUGGAAAAAGUAUUCGCUAUUGAUAGUGGUUUCUUUCCAGGACUAAGAGGUCAACCUGUCAGUACACUGAUGUUUCCAGAUUAUCUAACUGGGAAUUCAUCCUAUGAAGUUAAUAAUAAUAAUAAUAAUGUCAUACAUAAUACAAAUAAUCAAGUUUAUUCAAAAGAUACACAGAACACUUUAACAACUAUUGGAUCUGAUUUUGACUCAGUAACCACUGAACAGUUUAAAGUAUUUUUUAAAGAUAAUAAUUUAUUGAAAAAGCUAUUUCACUUUGAUCCUGAGCUGAAAUCACACGAGUUGAAUGAUAAUUGUAUGGAAAGUAGUAGAAGCACAGCUGGUGAGACUUUCAGUGAUAUAGACAAUGCAAAGGAGAAGAUAAGCAGUACCAGUGAUCAAGUAACAGAUAAUGAACAAAUCAAUGUCAAAAGCUUUUUAAGUUAUAAAACUGAAACAGGAGAUGAAGUUACAGUUCGUUUAUCUCAACUUUUACUAGUCCCACUCGAAGAAUUGAAUAGUGAUCUCCACCAAUUGGCAUCACAGAGAAUCUUGACAUUCAAUGAACUGUUUCAUACUGUGUUGGUGAAUACUGGAACCAUAACAGUUGGUCUAUAUCGUCGAGUUGAAGACAGUAAAAAUACAAGAGAAGAUGUAUCAUAUGAAAAUGCCCAUGAAGUCAGUGCAAGAAUUGAACGAUUUGUUUACACACUACCAGAGCCUAAAACAUUAAUAUAUCCUAACGAUAUGGUCUAUUGCCUUACAGCUAUGACAGAAAAUCCAAUGACAGAACAACAAAUAUUAUAACACAAAAGAAAGCUAGAAAUCUUUAAUUCUUUCCACA
Trichobilharzia szidati is the source of this 3640-nucleotide messenger RNA. The record is from the annotation of a GenBank genome assembly. Lineage: Eukaryota; Metazoa; Platyhelminthes; Trematoda; Strigeidida; Schistosomatidae.